GAACUCAGCGCUUAAUGAGAAUGACGACUGGGCUGCAAAGACACUUGCAUAUGCGUCAACAUUGCGUACUCCCAAUGUUGUCAAAACAGAGGCAAGAACAUUACCUGGUGGUGAACAUGAUCUAUUUAGCGGCACCAAUGUAUGUGUGGUACCAAGUCAAUCUACUUGGAAUAACAGUGAACAAAAUGUAAUUGCUACAGCAGUCACAAUGUCAUCACAAAUUCCAGCAGUGAUAAAUCCAGUUCCAUUUCCAUCUAGUUCCAUGCAAUCGCAAAACACUUUUCCAACUCAAUCUGUUACUGGGGCGUUGAAUCCAUCAUUACAAGUAUCUUCCUCAUCAGCGACCAGUAACUCGCAAGAAGUUCAACAUCCCGUAGAAUCUAGAGUUCGUGACAGAACGGAACCUAUGUCGCUAAGUCCACAUCCGGCAAAUUGGUGCGUCAUUUCUUAUUAUGAGUUCAGUACAAAAGUUGGUGAAACAUUUGCGGUAAGCGCACCUGCGGUCUACAUCGAUGGAGGAGUUGAUCCAUCUGCUCCUGGUCGUUUUUGUUUAGGAUCUCUUUCCAACGUUCAGCGUACUGAUGAAAGUGAACGGUGCAGAAAGCAUAUUGGUCGUGGAAUUCGAUUAGACGUGAAAGGAGAAGGUGAUGUUUGGUUAACAUGCUUGUCGGAUCGACCGGUUUUUGUUCAAAGUUCGUAUCUUGAUCGUGAAGCGGGACGAGUUCCAGGCGAUGCUGUACACAAAAUUUAUUCUCAAGCAACAUUAAAAGUUUUCGACUUACGUCAAUGUUACCAUCAACUACGACAGCAGAAUAUGUACCAGUUGAUAGCGGCAGAAAUACUAAAUAACUCAUCUGAUAAUUCAAGAAAUCCAUUGUUUGGGGUGGAUAGAAAAUCAGCGGAACUUGCCGGUCGUUUAAAUCAGGCUGCAAAUGUUGGUGUCGACGAAUUACGCAACUUGUGCUCUCUAGCAGUAUCUUUUGUCAAAGGAUGGGGACCAGAUUAUGAUCGUAAAUCAAUCAAGGAAACACCAUGUUGGAUUGAGGCAGUUAAGGAAGUCCUUUUUUUGCCAAAUGUUUCUUUUUGUUCCUUGAUACUUUCCGUUCACUUUGUUCUUGUUUUAGCACCUGCAUUAUCUUCACGACAGAAUAAUGCAGAUGCUAAAAAAGGCCAGCUUUUGUACAGAAAUGCACAAAAGCUAAGUCACAUUGCUCUCAACAAUCGAUCAGCAUUUCCCUCAAAGCACAAAGAUGGAGAUAAACGGAAUAAUCUGAAUAUUGCAAUAUUCACUCUUUAUUAUGAAAUGUUACGGGCUACAGGGAACAAUAUACUGGAUAAAUUAAUACAUAUUUGA
Messenger RNA from Acanthocheilonema viteae, 1354 nucleotides. The record is from the annotation of a GenBank genome assembly. NCBI's taxonomy places the organism in Eukaryota, Metazoa, Nematoda, Chromadorea, Rhabditida, Onchocercidae.